Messenger RNA from Henningerozyma blattae CBS 6284, 2565 nucleotides. RefSeq names its product DNA helicase PIF1 (gene PIF1). Gene Ontology annotation, molecular function: ATP hydrolysis activity; DNA helicase activity. Gene Ontology annotation, biological process: DNA repair; telomere maintenance. The record is from RefSeq and is a predicted model, not a curated record. Lineage: Eukaryota; Fungi; Ascomycota; Saccharomycetes; Saccharomycetales; Saccharomycetaceae. Bases 1 to 2565 code for a protein of 854 amino acids. The transcript has a single exon.
AUGCUGAGAUCUCUCUCGACCGCCCUUUUUAAUCGUCUUUCACAUUCUUUUGAAGCCCAUAAAUACCAUCGUUUUAUUACCAAGACCAAAUUUUCCAUAUCAGCUAUCAAAAAGUCACAAACUGCCUCAUUUACCAAUAGAAUUCAAUCACAUCCAACCACAGAAUAUUUCCAGUAUACAAAAAAUAUGGCUUAUUCAAAAGAAUCAAAAAAGUUGCUGACCUCUAGUGGUAAUAUUGGAUCAUCUCAUGAUAAUUGGAAUGACUCAGACUACGAUGAUAUGGCAGAAUUAAUGGACUCACCUCCACACAAUAAUGUACAACUAGAAAUUCCAAAUAUACCGUUGCCGGUGCAGAAUAGUAUCUCAUCCAAAUUGACGGAUUUACCUUUUAAAAACACUCGACAAGAAAUAACAGAAGAUUAUGCUAUCUCAUCAUUUAAUGAAGUAUCUCAUGAUAAUCCUCCACAAUUGAUCGAUUUAUCGUCACAAGAAACAAUUAUACAAGAUAUUAAUAUUCCAAAGCUUAAAGAUUCGCUCCCAAAUCUAGCGGCUAGUACCCCAAUUAAACAAUCGAUUCCAAAUCCAUAUACUUCACCAGAUUCAAAGUUGAAGGUAUCACCAGAUAGAGAUGAUUUUUCUAAUCAAAGAUUGACAUUUUUAACUCAACCACAGCUAGAUACUGAUAUCAAAUAUGCCACAAAGGAAAACACUGUAAAGGUUAAAAAGCCGAUUUUAUUGAGUGUGGAACAAGAAAAUGUUUUGAAGUUAGCAGAAAAUGGUUAUAAUAUUUUCUAUACAGGUAGUGCAGGUACAGGUAAAUCAAUUUUAUUGAGAGAGAUUAUUAAAUUAUUGCAAAGAAAGUACGGUAGAGAAAAUAUUGCUGUGACAGCUUCGACGGGUCUUGCUGCUUGUAAUAUUGGAGGUAUUACUGUACAUUCCUUUGCAGGAAUAGGUUUGGGGAAAGGUGAAGAAUCUAAGCUGUAUCAAAAAGUUAGAAGGUCUAGAAAACACAAAGAUAGAUGGGAAAGAAUCAAUGCUUUAGUUAUUGACGAAAUUUCAAUGUUAGAUGGGGCAUUGUUAGAUAAAUUAGAUUUUAUUGCAAGAAAGAUUAGAAGGUCUCAUAGACCCUUUGGUGGUAUUCAAUUGAUAUUUUGUGGAGAUUUUUUCCAAUUACCACCAGUAGCAAAGCCAAAUGAACCUGAAAUGAAAUUUGCUUUUGAUUCAAAUAUUUGGCAAACAGGUAUUGAUAUGACAAUUAUGUUAAAGAAAGUUUUCCGUCAACAAGGUGAUAAUACAUUCAUUGAAAUGCUAAAUAUGUUAAGAUUAGGGAAGUUGGAUUUUAAAAUGGAAAUAGAAUUCAAAAAAUUGCAAAGACCUUUACCUGAAGAUGAUAUAAUACCUGCAGAAUUAUAUAGUACAAGAAACGAAGUUAAUCGAGCAAAUAAUUCUCGUUUAAUGAGAUUACCAGGACAAAUUACUACUUAUUCAUCUGUGGAUUCAGGUUAUUUACAAGAUAAAGAACAAAGAGAGAAAUUAUUACAGAAUUUUUUAGCUCCAAAAAAUUUGCAAUUGAAAGUGGGUGCACAAGUUAUGAUGAUUAAAAAUAUCGAUUCGACUUUAGUCAAUGGUUCAUUAGGGAAAGUGAUAGAUUUUAUUGAUCCAAAUACAUAUAUGUUUUAUGAAGCCAUUACCCAAAAUCCUAACAUACCUGCUUCUGAAUUUGAAAAAUAUAAAGAUAAUCCUGAAUUAUUAAAACUUCAUUUUGGUAAUGAUGAACCUGAAAACGAAACUGCAGUUAGGAAAAAAACUGUCAAAGAACAAUUUUGUCGAUUGAAUUCAAACCUAGCUGAUCAAUCUAUAGAUGGGAAUAUUUUUGAUUUUUUGAUUGAUCACGAAAAUGAUACAACACAAGAUUUAGCAAAUCUUCAAAGGAAAAAGGAUUUAAUUAAUGAGCUCCAUAAAAAUUCUAAAAAUCAAAAUAAAUUGCCUUUGGUUAGAUUUAGAACAUCAGAUUUGUCAACAAGAACGGUCCUGGUAGAACCAGAGGAUUGGAGUGUUGAAGAUGAAAAUGAAAAACCAAUUGUUUCAAGAGUACAACUACCUUUAAUGUUAGCUUGGUCCAUUUCUAUUCAUAAGUCUCAAGGUCAGACAUUACCAAAAGUAAAAGUAGAUCUUAACAAAGUCUUUGAAAAGGGUCAAGCAUAUGUAGCAUUAUCAAGAGCAGUUUCGAGGCAAGGUUUACAAGUGCUAAAUUUUGAUAAAAGAAAAAUCUUUGCACAUGAAAAAGUUGUAAAAUUCUAUGAAACGUUACAAUCCUCUGAAGAAGUGUUUAAAAAAUUCAGCGCUUCUAAAGAAAACGAAUUUGUAAGUAAGCAUAAUCCUAAACAGAAAAAAUUGAAUUUUGCACCAGUUCAAGAAGAGUUUAAACGUCCAUUUAAAAGGAGGAAUACAAACAAUGCACCAAAUGGCGGUAUAGAAGCAAUGCUGAAGAAAAUAAUACCAUCACGAGGGAAACCAUUAGGAACGAAGAUAGAUGCUCCGCCAGAGGAUCUUGAAAUAUUGUAA